AUGCGUUUCUCCACUCUCGUUUCGGCUGCGGCCUUUUUUGAGCUGAGCAUAGCUGGCUAUGUUCUGGAAGAUGACUACAUGACCGACUUUUAUGGAGCUUUUGACUUCUUCACGGAUGAGGAUCCGACGAGCGGCUUUGUGAAGUACGUCGAUGAAGCGACUGCGCGACAGACAAACCUCAUCAACUCGUCUACAACCUCAACCGUACAAUGGGGCGUUGAUAACGAGAAUGUGACACCAGAUGGACGACCGAGUAUGAGGCUUAACAGCAAGAAGACAUACACCCAUGGACUCGUGGUUAUCGAUGUAGCACACAUGCCCUUUGGCUGCGGAACAUGGCCUGCAUUCUGGAUGGUCGGCCCCGACUGGCCCAACAGUGGCGAAAUCGACAUUCUCGAGGGCGUCAAUGACCAGACAAAUAAUGGCGUGACACUCCACACCGGCCCGGGAUGCAGAGUUAGCGCCAACGAGGCUCUCUUUGCUGGCGAUGUCACCACAUCAAACUGCGAUGUUGAUGCCGACGACCAAGACAAGAACGUCGGCUGCUCCAUCCAAGACCAAUCAUCGUCGAGCUAUGGCGCUGGCCUCAACGCUAUCAACGGCGGUGUCUACGCCACGGAAUGGACGAGCGAUGCCAUCAGCGUCUACUUUUUCCCACGCGGUUCCAUCCCCGAGGAUGUUCUCGGCGACGCCCCAGACCCAAGCGGUUGGGGCAAGCCGACAGCCAUGUUCUCCGCCGGAUGUGACAUCGCAGAGACGUUCAAGGACCAUCAGAUCGUCUUCGACACCACAUUCUGUGGAGAUUGGGCGGGCGUCGAUUGGGACAAAGGGUCGUGUGGCAAGAAGGCGGCGACGUGCGAUGAUUAUGUGAAGAAUAACCCUGAGGCGUUUGUGGAUGCGCACUGGACCGUCAACGCUUUGAAGGUGUACAAGGCUAGUGGGGAUGACAGUACGCCCGAGGUGCCUACGUCCUCGAGUGCGAGCGCUGCUAUCUCGGUAUCGGUCCCCGUUCCUACGAGCGUGUCCGUGUCUGCAGUACCCACGCCGACGAGCAAGAGCACCUUGUCGGGUAAGCCGCAUCAUUCCAAGACGACGGCUGUGGUCCCGGUUCCUAGUUCGAAGACUGUUUCCAAGGUCCCAACUCCGACUUCGAAGACCGCUUCUCAAGCUACAACUUCAUCUUCCAAGGCCAGUUCCGAUAUCCCAGCUCCCACAUCUGAAUCUAUCUCCGCAGUCCCGGUCCCCACCUCCAAAGCUAGUGCUGAAGUUCCCAUUGCAACCUCAGAAGCCAGUUCCGAGCUGCCAGCCUCCACUUCCAAAGCGGUCCCGCUCCCCACAACCACACCAGCCACACCCGUCGCUCCAACAGACUCGGCUGACAACACACACGUCGCCACCGUCCCCGCAGACGGAAUGUCCGGCUUCCAAUGGCCCACAGCCGGCCUAGACUCACCCGCCACACCCACAACCCUCGCUUCUGUCUCCGCCUCCGCCGCACCACCCGCGUCGACCGAGACACCAACUCCCUCCUCAGCAACCCCCUCAUCAGCAGCCCUAUCUUCAACAACCCCCCUCACCACCCCCUCCCCCGCACAAACCACACCCCAGCCCUCCAGCGCGCAGGAAAUAGCCGAAGCCCUCGUCCCCAGCGGCGUCCACAUCGUCUACGAAACAGUCUAUGUCACGGUCCCCGCGGCGGCAGGGGCUACAGGUUCGCCAGCCAGCAAGGCGCGCAUGAGGCGGCAUAUCAAAGAGCAGAGGAGGAGCUUUGCGCGGCACCAUGGGAGGUCGUGA
Messenger RNA from Dothidotthia symphoricarpi CBS 119687, 1794 nucleotides. RefSeq names its product glycoside hydrolase family 16 protein. NCBI's taxonomy places the organism in Eukaryota, Fungi, Ascomycota, Dothideomycetes, Pleosporales, Dothidotthiaceae. Gene Ontology annotation, biological process: glucan catabolic process. The transcript has 3 exons. The record is from RefSeq and is a predicted model, not a curated record. Gene Ontology annotation, molecular function: hydrolase activity, hydrolyzing O-glycosyl compounds. The coding region runs from base 1 to 1794 and encodes 597 amino acids.